Rosa rugosa (rugosa rose) is the source of this 1500-nucleotide messenger RNA. RefSeq lists its product as uncharacterized. Lineage: Eukaryota; Viridiplantae; Streptophyta; Magnoliopsida; Rosales; Rosaceae. The transcript is spliced from 8 exons. Gene Ontology annotation, molecular function: fatty-acyl-CoA binding. Bases 570 to 959 code for a protein of 129 amino acids. Gene Ontology annotation, biological process: fatty acid metabolic process. The record is from RefSeq and is a predicted model, not a curated record.
UGAUUUGCACUAGGCGGGAGAUUUGCUUGUUGGUCCCUCUCGACAGCGCCUCACUCGCGACUCGCCCCACUCUCGACUCGCCCAGACCCAAAAUCAAAACCCUUUCUCGACUCGCCUCACACUCGACAGACCCAGAACCAAAACUAAAACCAAAACCCUCUCUCUCGACAGAUUCUCACUCUCUUGACAAAGCCUAUAGCCAAAACCUCACUCUUCUCUCUAACCAAAGUCUCAUCUCUCCACCGGAAAACUCAUCGAGUCGAUUCAGCCUCUCCAACCAAGUCAACCCGGGCGGAAACUCACCGGAUAACUCAUUCCCUUGGAGGUAAAGAUUCUGAAGCGCUGUUGGCGAACAGGUGAGCUUAUUGGAGCGAAGACUCAGAACUCCUCAAGUCUAGUAAAACCCUAGAAAUUUUGAGAAAGCAAACUCAGUCUCUCUCUCUCUCUCUCUGUGGACGACGAGAGCUCGCUCUUCCCAUUUGAUUUCAGAGCCGAGUUCAAUCCGUCACAAACCCAGAAGCUGAAUUCAGAUAUUUCUCCUCACAGUGCUGCGUAGGAGUGCUACAAGAAUGCAAGCUGAAAACGAAGAUUUCGAGUUGAAGCAAAUGAGAGAUAUGGCUACUGCCAAAAAAAGAUGGGAUGCUCUGGCUACUGUAGGACCAUGUAACACACCAGAGCCGAGUGCUUGGAAUGCAGUAGAGAAAAGCAAAUGGAGCAGCUGGAAGAAGCUUGCAGACAUGGCCUCCACUGAAGCAAUGCGUCUCUUUGUGAAGACAUUGGAGAUAUCGGUUCACUUCUGCUCAAAUUUGAAAGUGGGUUGGUUUUGGGCUCUUCAUGGUUUGAUGCAACAUCUCUCUGUUCUCAGAUCAAGAGAAGGACCUGGUUGGACGAUUCAUGAAUGUAUUUAUGAAUGUCAAGAUAUCAAGGUUUCCUCUUAUUUAUUGUGGAAUUUCAUUUGAAUUCCACUGGAAUGUGUUUUAUUAUGUGAAGUGAAGAGAUCUGGAUCAUAACUUCUCUACAUUCUUGUAAAAUGUCAAUAACGGUUCAUAUGCAGCUAAGUAAAUAUAGUCACUUGACUCAAUUUCUCAUAACUUUGUUAUCAUGUCCAUGCCUCAUUCACCAAAAUGAUUAACUAAUCCUUUUGAUAUAAUAAGCUGAUUACAGUGGGAGAGGAGAGGCAGCAGUCAAUACACCCAAGCGGAUAUUGAUCAAGUGCGAAAUGAAUGGGGGAAGUUUGUUGUCAACACAUGUGCAUAAGCCAUGAAGUAGCGCGCUUGUUGCUGGUACAUUUUGCUAAAGAAAGUAUCUUUUUUGUGCUUCUCUGCUGGUAGAUUGUCAUGCACCAUGUGUGGCAUGUUUUGGAACAAUAGAUAUAUAUGUAUCAGCUUUUUGAUGUCCCAAGUAGAUGGGCAUGCACUAGAAUGCUUUUCUUAUUUGAAAUGUUGGCUUCAAUGAUUAGUGGUUUGCAAAGUUUAUAUUUGAUGGUUUGCAAUGUUUAUA